CGUUUCUCCGUUAAAACACGACAUUUAACUCGGCUGUGGCUGUCUAAUCGAGUCUCAGAUGAUCAGCUGACCCCAGAGCUGCAGGUCUACCAGCGAUGGAGGGGUUCUGGGGUGGGGCCGUGCAGCUCCUCCACGUGUGGAUGUUCGUGGUGGUUUUCCUCAUCAUGCUGCCCGCCAUGUUCGGCCUCUCUCUGGGGGUCACCGGGGUCUACAUCCGGGUCCUGGUCCACAUCCUGGAGUGGGCCACGCUACGGAUCCAGAGAGGACGCCAGCAGCAGCCCAGCGUCCCGGUACCACUGCCUAACGGGAUUAUAGAGCGAUCCGAUGUAACCUGCCGUGUUGUGUUUGAGUCCCAGGGAUUAUUGAGCGAUCAGAUGUAACCUGCCGUGUUGUGUUCGUGUCCCAGGGAUUAUAGAGCGAUCAGAUGUAACCUGCC
This is a messenger RNA of Etheostoma cragini (Arkansas darter), 436 nucleotides long. RefSeq names its product glycerol-3-phosphate acyltransferase 3-like. Bases 96 to 380 code for a protein of 94 amino acids. The record is from RefSeq and is a predicted model, not a curated record. The transcript has 4 exons. Lineage: Eukaryota; Metazoa; Chordata; Actinopteri; Perciformes; Percidae.